GACCAGUAACCGACCAGCAGGGACCUGGGGGCCUCGGGGGUCCCAUGGAGCCGCUUGCUCCAUCUCCGGGCCCCGUGGCCGCGCUGACAGUCAUGGACCCCUCGGUGACCCUCUGGCAGUUCCUGCUGCAGCUGCUGGAGCAGCAGAGCAACGGGCACCUGAUCGCCUGGACGUCGGACGACGGCGAGUUCAAGCUGGUGGACGCCGAGGAGGUGGCCCGGCUCUGGGGGCUGCGUAAGAACAAAACCAACAUGAACUACGACAAGCUCAGCCGCGCCCUGCGCUACUAUUACGACAAGAACAUCAUCCGGAAGGUCAACGGGCAGAAGUUUGUCUAUAAAUUUGUCUCGUACCCAGAGCCGGCCGGCGUGGAGGGGGCCCGGGAGGAAGGGACGCUCCGGCGGGUGGAGCCGGCGCUCGCCGAGUCUCGGCUGGGGGAGGGGAGCUCUGGGCCCCCCAAGUCCUUGCGUGGGGGGGGUGUCCCCCGGAGUAGCCGUAACGAGUACAUGCGCUCGGGUCUGUACUCCACCUUCACCAUCCAGUCGCUGCAGGCGGCCCCCCCCGGGCGAGCGCCCCGCCAGGACCCCCCAGCACUCUGCAGCGAGCCCCCGGACCUUCUUGACCUGGCCCCUGGGAAGAUGGAGGAGAUUCCCCAGCUGGAGAUCAGCAUUGAAGGAGCAGAUGAGAGCGAAGACCUGCAGGUCUUUGUGGGGCCGGAGCCCCUGGAUGCAGAGCGCCGCCCCCCAGAGACGACGCCUCCACAGGACCCGGGGCUGCGGCCGGUGGUGGUGAAAGUGGAGGCGCAGGGGGAUGCGGAGGGGUCCCCGGUCCUGGUUUUGAUCGACUCGGGGGUGAAGCAGGAAGCCCCACCUGCCGAAGAGACUCCCAGGGGGACAGAGGCAGAGCUCCCAGCAGGGGAGGGGCUUCAGGAGGAGAAAGGGGAGGGAGUGCCUGGGGGGGCCCCCAGCGAGGGGCACGGCCCAAAGGGGCGGAAGCCCAAGGACCUGGCGCUGCCCUCCCUGCCCGGGCAGGAGAAGAUCAGCGCGGCCGGCGGCUCCCUGUUGGCGCCCAGUGGGGGAGCAGGCAGCGGGCUGACGCCCACCACCGUGAUCUCCACGCACGCACUAGUGAGCAGCUAUGGGGCGGGGGGAGGCCUUGGGCAUAGGGGGAGGACUGUGGCCACCAUCCCAACACAGCCCGCCAACUCUCCUCUCCAGUUUCCCUCUAACUCUGGUGGGCAAAUCCACAUCCCCUCGCUGAGCGUGGACGGACUCUCCACUCCGGUCGUUCUGUCCCCGGGGCCCCAGAAGCCGUGAGUCCAGACGUCUGUCCGUCUCUCUCCACUGCUGGUGGAGCUGGCUGGGGGAGCGCCCGUUGCACACCUGGAUUCUUGACCCAGCCCUGCGGGACUCUUUACCAGGGCAGCUGGAUACAGCUGUGUCCUGCUUUGGACCGAGAGCCCUGCUUGGUGUCAGCGGUGGGAUGCACGUGCUGGCUUGUUUCAAAUGGCAGCCGGAGCACGCAGACAUUUCGCCCCUAGGGGGCGCAGUGUGGGACAUUCCCCUUGUUCCUCACUCGGCCUUGACCCCCCCCAGGGUCUUGCAGCUCUGACCCCAUUUUUCUGGGGUCGUUGUGUUUAAUCCCAGCCCAGGUGGCUCGGGGUGUAUUUCCGACAUGGAAGGAUAUGUCCCUCGGGGACUGAGGUGUGGUUCGGCCGCGAGUUGUGGGGCUGAUUUUAUUUACUACCCAGGGCCUCUUGGCCCUGGUUUGAAACCCUCUGUUGGUGGCCUUUGUCAGCCUCCCCGUAGCCCCUCUUUGUGCGGGCUCUGCGUCGGCCAUCUUUAUUUCGAGAGGGUAGCCGCGUCGGCCAUCUUGGUUUGCUGACAUCACACCCGCUGCUCAUCCCCGUGGGUCGGGUGGAGGAAGAAGUCCUGCUCUUCGCUUCUUGUUUCUUGAUUUACUUCCUGGAGGUCAAAGGUCAUCUCGAGUUGCCAUACAAGCGGCAGGCAGAGGAAGUCCCGCCCUAAUUCCCUCCUGUAGGUUGAAGGUUGCCUGUUCGUCACCAUGGAAACGGCCGGGAGGGAAGUCCCACCUGCUGAUUUCAGGGGCUGGUUCCCUCCUUGCAAAGCCUGUUUCCUUGAUUUAUUUCCUGACGAUCAAAGGUCACCGUGGAACUGGCCGCAGGGGAGUCCCAUGCCUCACCCCUUUCGUAGGGAGGGUUCCUUCAUUUGUCUCCCAUUUGUUGCCUGGGAAGUGAAGUCCCGCCUUUUGAGGACAGUCGUCAGGGGCUCCCUUGACUUCCUGCUGGCCCACGAAUUCUGCAAAGGAGGAAGUUCUGCCCCGUUUCCACUCUGCUAUUUCCUGUUCAAAGUGCGCUGAUUCUGGGGAAGUGCCGAAGGAGGACAUCCCACCUUAUUAACCUCUCAUCUACUUCCUGCGAAUCAAAGGCCACUUUAUUCUGUGGACGGGGCAAAGAAGGAAGUCCCGCCUUAUUAACCUCUCAUCUACUUCCUGCGAAUUAAAGGCCACCAAUUCUGUGAACGGGGCAAAGAAGGAAGUCCCGCCUUAUUAAUGUCUCAUCUACUUCCUGUGAGUCAAAGGCCACCUAUUCUGUGGACGGGGCAAAGAAGGAAGUCCCGCCCUUCUCACUGCUGUUGACAUCCUGUUAGUCCCACAGGGCCUGCACUGCAUCAUACGGGAAAGGGCUGCCUUGUCGUCUUGUUUUGAUACCAAAAUUUUCCGGGGCUGUGAGCUUCUUGCUUAAGAUAUAGAUUUAUAUUUUUGUGGGGCCAUCCCAAGGGGCUGAAAUACCCGAAUGUCAUUUCUUUAGCGCCCUGCGGGAUUCCCAGCUCCUUUCUAUUUUUCAGAGAGUAUAUUGAUAUUAUUGAACUAUGUGCAUUGAUCAUAUACAAAUCUACAGGGCUCGGCACUGAUUACCUGCUGGGCCGUCUUUUUUAAUAUAUAAAAUGGUUCUAUAUUUGAACGGGGAAGAGGGGGGGCUUUUACAAUGGAAGUGGGGGAAAUGGACAGGGUGGAAGUGACCUCCCUGGAUUUAUGGGCAGGAUUCAGAGAGCGAUUGGAGGCAGUAGCGCGGUGAUGAGUGCUGAAUUUCCGUCCCCAUGGUGUAGAUUGGGGGAUGCCGUCGCUGCUGACGUUAAUGGAGCAAGAUUCCUGUGUCAGGGAAGGUGGCAUCAGCUGAAUGGGCGUGGGAGGGGGGUGUAAUUGGACGGCAAUUGUUGGCCAAUUAGCGAGAUAACGGGGCCACGGACAACAGACCCCUUUGUGCUUGAAAGGCAGUGUCGUCCGCCUCUCUGGGGUGACCUUCCUCCUUCCCAUAGGGGCGGUUUUGAACUGUCACAAUCAUGUUGGUUUGCACUGGCAAGGUCCCUCGGCUCUGGCCAUCUCUGCCUGGUGCAUCAGCCACUUUGGACGACCUGUGAGACACUGGCGAGGCUCCCAGGAGCGGCUUCCCAGAGACCGAGCUGGGCCAAACCCAUGCACGAGCCAUGCCUGAGCCUGGAGCCAAGCACAGAGAGGUCAGGAGGCUGCCGGGGAAUGGGCUCCGGCGACACCGCAGCUGACACACGCAAACGAUGAGUCGAACACGUGCUGUAAGGCCAACAUGGAUGAGCCAUUAAUAAAACCCAUGCAACACGUGAGUAAACCGCAAGUAGCCCACGUGUAAACCAUAGAUCAAUCACGUGUGAAAAUAGGAGAAAGUCAUGAGUAAGCCACGUGUAAGCCGUGAGUGAACCACAAGUAACUCACGAGCAGAAGACAUGCUGCCGAGUGUUGGCCGUGAGCGGACCCCGUGUGCUCUCUCUGCUGGCUCGCUGGGUUUUCAGAGCUGUUCUCUGCUCUGGGGGAGAGGCCCUGGCCCUGUUUUUACCCCCCUGCGCCUCCCCCACAGGGGUUGCCAGUUGCCGCACCCAAGUGCAGCCACUGUCCCGAAGCUGCAACGUGGGGCGGUUGAGCUGUUUAGCUUCCUGUGGGGCAAGGACGGAGCUGUUGGGGUGGGUGACUGUGGGGGGCCAGUGGAGACCCAGGCCUGGCUGGUGACUGACGUGGUUUGGAGAUUUCCAGCCUGGGGAAUUUAUCUAACCAUGUAUUGACCAUUGGGCCAGAAUGGGGAUUGGAGCCGGGCAUCCAACCAUGCAGUGUGGGAGUGGAUCCCGGGAUCCUACUGUGCAAUGUGGGAGUGGAUCCUGGGAUCCUACUGUGCAAUGUGGGAGUGGAUCCUGGGGUCCCAGGUACCAUGUGGGAGCUGAUGCCGGGAUCCUGUUGUGCCAAACUGGAGAAGAUCCCAGGAUCCUGCCGUGCUGGGGUGGAUCCAAAGGCAGCAGCCCCCCCAUCUGUUCUUCCUCAUCUGUGUCCCUGUCUCUGCCUUGUUAACCCCCCACCCCGUCUGUCCUCCCCCAGGGUGGGAGAGGGCCUGCUCGGCACGACGACUCCCCCCGGUGACCUGCCCUGUAAAUAAAUCUAUUUUUAAACGAU
This is a messenger RNA of Chelonoidis abingdonii (Abingdon island giant tortoise), 4494 nucleotides long. NCBI's taxonomy places the organism in Eukaryota, Metazoa, Chordata, Testudines, Testudinidae. The record is from RefSeq and is a predicted model, not a curated record.